AUGAUGAGUUGCUUCCAAUGUUGCAUGUCAGAAGAGAAAAUCGCCAGGAAGUCAUUAAAGAAGAGCAUCAAGGAAUACCAUGACACCAAAACUUUAGCCUCAUUUGCUAACAUCUCCUUCAAAACUGAUAGCAGCAGGAGGAAGUACAUAGCUGAAGAGAUAGCAAAGGUUGGCAAAGGAAAUAUUUCUGCUCAGAUUUUUACUUUCCGGGAACUAAGCGUUGCAACUAACAACUUCCAUCCAGACAAUUUGCUAGGCGAAGGCGGUUUUGGGAGAGUUUACAAAGGGAAACUUGAAGACACAGACCGAGUUGUUGCUGUUAAGCAACUAGACAGGAAUGGGUUCCAAGGAAAUAGAGAAUUUCUUGUAGAAGUUUUGAUAUUGAGUCUUCUUCACCAUCCCCACCUUGUCAAUUUGGUCGGAUAUUGCGCCGAUGGUGAUCAGAGGAUUUUGGUAUAUGAGUACAUGGCGAAUGGGUCCCUAGAGGACCAUCUUCUUGAUUUAGGUCCCGGGAAAAAGGCCUUGGAUUGGGAUACUAGGAUGAAAAUUGCAGCAGGGGCAGCAAAAGGACUUGAAUACUUACAUGAACAAGCCAACCCCCCUGUGAUAUACCGCGAUUUCAAAGCUUCAAACAUUUUAUUGGAUGAGAACUUCAGUCCAAAGCUCUCUGAUUUUGGUCUGGCAAAGUUAGGCCCAACUGGGGAUAAGACUCAUGUAUCCACCAGGGUGAUGGGAACUUAUGGCUACUGUGCACCUGAAUAUGCACUGACAGGGCAGUUGACAACAAAAUCCGACAUUUACAGCUUUGGAGUUGUGUUUUUGGAGAUAGUCACAGGAAGAAGAGUUAUAGACAACAACAGACCAACGGAGGAGCAGAACUUAGUUACUUGGGCACAACCAUUAUUUAAAGACAGAAGGAAGUUUACAUUAAUGGCUGAUCCAUUGCUAGAAGACAAGUACCCUAUGAAGGGUCUUUACCAAGCUCUUGCUGUUGCAGCAAUGUGUCUGCAAGAGGAAGCUACUACAAGACCUCUGAUCAGUGACGUUGUAACCGCGUUAGAGUAUUUAACCGUAGACUGCAUUGAAUCUGGUGAGAAGAAUGGUGAUGAGUAUGAUGAGAGUACUUAUGAUGGUGCAUUUGAGGGUGAGGAGGGUACACAACUAGAGAGUACAAGGAGCCUAUGA
Prunus armeniaca (apricot) is the source of this 1185-nucleotide messenger RNA. NCBI's taxonomy places the organism in Eukaryota, Viridiplantae, Streptophyta, Magnoliopsida, Rosales, Rosaceae. The record is from the annotation of a GenBank genome assembly.